GGCUUUCGUUGCCCACCAUUCAUCCAAGAUAACAAAACCAGGAAAUAUAUGAACUUAACUCCUUCAUUCUUUGUUAUCUACCUCUGCGCUUGAGAUAACCACAAACACAGAUAAUAUAGAAGAUAACAUGGCUCUGAGAAUGUGGGCUUCUUCCACAGCCAAUGCACUCAGAAUUUCUUGUGCCUCCAAAGCCCAUCUCUCUCCUGCAUUUUCGCUCUCCCGCUGCUUCUCUUCUGUUUUGGAUGGGUUGAAGUAUGCUUCUUCACAUGAGUGGGUGAAGCAUGAAGGCCCGGUGGCUACAAUUGGUAUCACCGAUCAUGCUCAGGACCAUCUUGGAGAGGUAGUGUUUGUGGAACUGCCAGAGCCUGGUGGCUCGGUUUCACAAGGUAGCAGCUUUGGAGCCGUGGAAAGUGUCAAAGCAACCAGUGAUAUCAAUUCUCCAAUCUCGGGUGAGGUUGUUGAGGUUAAUUCAAAGCUGACUGAAUCACCUGGCUUGAUUAAUAAAAGUCCAUAUGAAGACGGAUGGAUGAUCAAGCUGAAGCCAAGCAAUCCAUCAGAAUUAGAAUCCUUGAUGGGUUCAAAGGAAUACACAAAAUUCUGUGAGGAGGAAGAUGCUGCACAUUAGAAUUUGUUGCCGCAACCAUCUUAGAUUAACUGAUCCUCAGCUGUUUAAGAUCACUGUUAUUUUUUAUCCUUUGUCAAUAAUCCCUGCUUUCCAUUGGACCUUUUAGGUAUCAUAUAUUAAAAAAAAAAAAAAAGUUACUUGUCAUCGAUUUUGAAGUUGCUGGCUCCAAGUCAAUGUAAUAUGCCUACUAUUCCCUCUCCCUCCCACUUUUGUAAUUCGGUAUCUUCCUGUGGAUUCCUUCCUAUUUUAAUUUAUUUCAUUUGCGUUUGUUGAAA
Quercus robur (English oak) is the source of this 900-nucleotide messenger RNA. Its product is annotated as glycine cleavage system H protein, mitochondrial. Bases 128 to 625 code for a protein of 165 amino acids. NCBI's taxonomy places the organism in Eukaryota, Viridiplantae, Streptophyta, Magnoliopsida, Fagales, Fagaceae. The transcript is spliced from 4 exons. The record is from RefSeq and is a predicted model, not a curated record. Gene Ontology annotation, biological process: glycine decarboxylation via glycine cleavage system; protein lipoylation. Gene Ontology annotation, cellular component: cytoplasm; mitochondrion; glycine cleavage complex.